AGAAAAAGUGGAACUAUGGAUUCUUAAAAAUAGUGGUUAGCCUGUUAUUGUUUUGUGUUAGUUCAAUUGCUUAUUUAGGUAUUUGUUUUAGCCAACAGUCGUUGAUGUUAUAUUUGUUUUUAGUAAAGUGCAGUGUUAUGGUUCUGUAAGGUGAAGAUAUUGCCAGGCCUAUCAAGAAGUCUGUCUUUGGAAAAUACUGAGACUAAUCUGUAAGAAAUUUUUAAUAUGGGAGAUGAACAGGACGUGUUUCUUUCUCCCGAAGUGCCGAACACUCAAUUGGUGUGUUCAGAAAACACUCCUGUUGAUACUCUGGAUGAUUAUGAUGAUGAUGAUGAAUCCAUGUGGGGGUGGCUUUACCCGACACAAAACAUCAGUUUUAAACCUCUGGCCAUGCAGAAGGACGAAUAUACGUUUGGUAGGUCUCCCAAAUGUGAUGUGGUCUUCAAUGAUGGAUGUGUCUGUGAUAACCUUCUGCAGGUGAUAAGUAAAAACCACUUUAAAAUAUUCAAAGAAACUCUAUCGGGAAUCGAAGCAAUACAUCUGAUGGAUCUAAGUAUGAAUGGUACAUUCGUGAACAAUAAUAAAAUUGGAAAAGGAAAUAAGGUGAUUUUGAAAAACAAAGAUGAAAUUGCUUUGGCAAAUCUUCACAACAAAGUGUAUGUUUUUAUAGACACGUCAUUUAACAAACAUUGGAUUCCACCUGAAAUGAAGGAGAUUUACACGGUGAUUGGUCCAUUAGGCAGUGGAGCGUACGGAGAGGUGAAACUCGCCCAGAACAAGAUAAAUGAAAAAUAUGUUGCUAUAAAGAAAAUACAGAAGCGAGAGGGAAAAGAGGGAAAGACUUACAAUGAAGUUAGGAUACUGCAAAACUUGAAACAUCCAUGUGUGGUGACGAUGGAGGACGUGUUUGACACGAGCGAUUCCUUGUACAUCGUCAUGGAGUACGUCAGUGGUGGGGAGCUGGCCAAGAGGAUCAGAGAGGUUACAAGACUGAGUGAUGGGGAGGCCAAAUGUAUAUUCUACCAGUUGGUGUUGGCCUUGCAAUAUCUUCACCUGAAGAGGGUGGCUCAUAGGGACCUCAAGCCGGAAAAUGUUCUGCUGAUGAGUAAGAACCAGAAGUGCAACGAACGGCUAGUGAAAGUCAGUGACUUUGGACUGAGCAAGUUAAUAGACACCAAUACAGACCUGAAGACGAUGUGUGGGACACCCGUCUACACGGCACCCGAGAUACUGAUGACACAAGGAACUGGGUUCUACACACAUCAGGUUGAUGUCUGGAGUCUGGGUGUCAUGCUGUUUUUGUGCUUGAGUGGCAAGUUACCGUUCAGUAAGGACCGAAGCCCUCUUCCUGUGGUGGAGCAGAUCGUACGAGUCAGUUACUCCAUGUCUGGACCCGAGUGGCGAGGUGUCUCUCCCCAGGCCGCCAGCCUCAUCAGGCGAAUGCUCAAGGCUGACCCUAACCAGAGGAUUACCAUAGAGCAAAUCCUGGCUCACCCCUGGCUACAGGAUAAAGCUAUGAAAUCAAAAGUGGAUCUGUUAAUGAAGGACAAUGCACCAUGUGGUGACGAGAACUUGUACCUCGAGCUCCAGGCCUCUACAUUGAGGCCAGCCAAACGUAGAAGGCUGGGAGAUGAUGAUACAGUAUUGAAAUCCUAGUACCUGCCUCUCCUGUGAUAUUAACUAGUACCUCAUUGAAGCUACAGCUGCCUAUUGUUUAAGGACGACAUAAUACUUAAAGUAUUGUUAAGUUUUCAUGUUUACAUUUCAUCGGAGGAAAUAAUUUAACACUUCAUUAGAAUGUGUUAUUUCCUUGAAUUUGUCUUGUUGCUUUCUCUGUGUGAAACAAGUUAAUGUUUAUACAGAUAAAUAAUAUUUGUAACUAUUAUAUCUUUUGGUGCUAGCUUUAACUACAAAAUUUUAAGGUGCAAUGAGUGUUGAAAACAAUGUUUGCCAUAAUUCUCAGUAAAUAUUAAGAUUUUAUUUAAGAAACGUUGACUUUCAGCCAAUGAGAAACCAGUACAAAUUUUCUUAUUUUUAUUUCAAAAGUGGAAAUUAUACAGGGUGUCAGUUACAAGUAUUAAGAAAAAAAUUGUGUUAUAAAACUUUAUAUUGGCUACUAAAUGGUGUACAUUUAAGGGGCUAUGCUCUAACCGUAAGAGAAUAAAAAAUAGUUUAAGCACCGAUAUUUUAUUUAGUAAAAUACGGGACUUAUUGUAGUAAAAUAAACAUUUUCAAGUUAUAGCACUAUUUUUUAUUGUUUUAGCAUAAUUAAAAAAAAAUAUAUAAUAAGAAUAACCUGUUUGAAUUUAACUAUUCGCUAUUGGCAAAAUAUCUGGCUCGGGAUAACAUCAUAUUUAAAUUAUAAACACGUUUUUGUGUUUUUUUGCACGUAAGUGUGCAACAAUUAAUUUAUUUACAAUUUUAUACAAAAAAAAUACAUGCUAAUAUAUAACACUAGUGUUUCCAAUAAACAAAACAAAUUUCCCUGAAAUAUAAUCAUUCAAUCCAUAGUUUGAGUUUAUAUUUUCGUACUAAAUUGCUGUAUAUUGCCUCUGAUAGAUAUGGUUUUAAACAUUUUCAUGUAAAACAUUAAUUGGUAUGGUUUUGCUUAGAUUUUAUGGAUUGUAUUCUGCAAACCAGUAAGGUAAAUUGAAAUGUCAAAAAAACCAUUGUUUGUAGCCGAUACCAAGUAUUUUAACGCAAAUUUGUCUGUUUAAUACUUUAUGAAAAUCUGUUAUUUACUUGUAUUAUAUCUUGGUUUAUUCUCUGUAAAUGAGUUGUAUUUAUACAUAAUGUCUAAUGUUUACAAGUGUUUUGUCUCUUUUUAUAUUUAUUCUCAGUUUAUUUCCUUUAUAUAUGUGUAUCUACAUCCGUAGUUCCAUAUCUGUAAGUAUAAUAUUUUGAAAGCAAUAUUUCUCUUGAUUUGUAUGUGUAUGCAAAUGCAAUUUUUUUUGUUAUGUUCCUUUUCAUAAUAAUACUUGUAGCCUAAUUUGAAGAGCAGUUUCUAAUGUUUAUAUUAUUUAAAAACUGUUCUUAUUUGUUGACCGUGUAGAGUACAAAGCUGUUAUUGUAGAACUUUUUGUAUUAUAUUUGCUCAAUUUUGUACAAUUAUUGAAUUUACUAUUUUGUAAGUAAUUACCAUUAGAUUAUAUAAUAAGUAGUUAACAAUAUUUUUUUUUAUUUAUAGAUAGCUUUUCACGUUGUAUUUAUUAAAUAAUACGUUGUAAAAUAGACUUUCAAUCAACUUGUGCCUUUAUUUAGAAUGAAUUAAUUAUAUAUGAGGUUUGUACAAAUAUUGUGUGUGUAAUAAUACAACAUAAUUGACUUUUGUUGUUGAGCCGCAUGAUUAUAAAAUUGUUGAUUUCGAAAGACUUUACACAAAAUAACAAUUAAUAAUUGAAAAUUGUGUGAUCAUUAUUACUUGUAUCAAAUAAAAAAAAUUCCAAUUGUUCCUUGAAUCUUCAUAUUUCCGUAAAGUUAUGAAACAUGCGAUCUUCCAAAGUAGUGUUGUCACCAUUGCUCAAACCUUAUUUUGAAGAUACUGUUUAUAACUGUACAAAUUUGCUCUCUUGUAUUUUGUUGAAUCUUCCGUCUGAUACUGAAGCCUGUAUCCAUUAAGUCUUUGUUUGAUAUUGGUGAUAAAAAACAUCACAAGCAGGAUAAGUUGAAUAAAGAGGUAUCUGUGGUGUUAAAUAAUUAAAACUCUUAAGACAUUCUGUGUUCUUUGUGUAAGUUACAAUAAAAGAGUUGUAACAUUAAGAUUUAAAAAGUUACUAUGGCAAAAGAAAAUAAUGCUGCUCUCAUGGAACUUAUUACAACAUAUAUUCCCUCAACUUUGCAAAUUAAUCCAGUAAAGUACAACACCAAAUCGUGUUUUAUUUUCUGUGAUACUCCUCAGCGGAAGCAUUUUAUUGGCAUGGUAAUUUUUGAACACUCACUUUACUAAACGGAAAAUUUACGUCGAACUCUGUAUAAGUGAUAAUAAAUUGUGUGUUCAGUUUUUGUAAUGAUAAGACAUACUCUUAUUAGAUAAGUUAUUUAUAUAAGAUCAGUGCUUCAUAUGUUAUGAUUUAUGGUAUGUUACGAUAAGCUUGUGUUAAUAUUUAUGAUAUUAGUCUUGUAAGGUGCUUCAAUUCUGUAUUUAACCCUCUCCUGGUCAUAGACUCAGGACGCUACUUGACUCCAUUAAUUCUUUAAGUUGUGUCUAUUAUUAAUACAUCGUACUAUACAAAGAUGUAUUUUUAAUGAUAGAAUAACCUUACUUGGGUAUUUAAUAGACAAGUGAUGCAACAAGAAUAGUACAGUGAUGAUGCACCAGACUGUCUGAUGUCCAAUCCCAGAUUCAUUGUCAUCUGUUCCACAGCCAAUCUCACUACCACUAGUUUAGCUUAAAGCUAAUUUGCGUAAAUAAUUGGAAUUUUACUAAUUUACUCGAUAAGGCGCUGUUGCCAAUUAUUGGUUAAUCUUGGUAUGGAAUAACUGUGUUUUAAUUCCAAUAAUGAUUAUAUGAGGGCUAUCCAGAAAGUAGAUUACGUUUUGAUACAAACUGUUUUUUACAAAGUACAAGAAAAAAGCUUUUAUUACAUACAUUUGAAAGUGACACUUAAGCACUAUUUUUCAACAUAGUCACCAUACCAAUUUAGGCACUAUAAUAUUGGUGAAAUAGUUUUGAAAUACCAGCGUUAUCAGUCAGUCAUGACCUCCCACAGUUCCACGUCAUCAUCAAAGCACUGCGUCGCAAGCCAGGUCGAAUUGCUGGAAACAGGUGCUAGUCGCUGAGUGAAAGGUCCAGACUUUUGUGUAAAAACCAAAUUUUCAAACUUUACCUACCUCUGCACUUGUUUUGUAUUGCUCUUCUUAACUUUUGCAAGGUUUCACAAUACCUCACGGAAUUUAUGGUUGUACCAUGUUCUAAGAAAUCAACAAAAAGAACUCCUUACCUGUCCCAAAAAACAAUUGCCAUAAUCUUUUGUGCUGAUAAUGUUUGCAUGCAUUUCCUUGGUUUUUUGGAGGAGUGUGUGUGCUCCCCCCCCCACCUUAGACUAUAAUUUGGUUUCGCAAUUCAUGUGUUUUACCCAAGCCUCGUCUUCUGUAUUGAAUUGAUCAAGCAGCAAGUCACCACCUUUUCAAUUAUGUCCAAAAAUGACAUUGAAGCAGCCAUACGUUGAGUUUUAUGGGUUUCUGUUAAGAUUUUCUGUACCCAUUUUGCACAAAAUUUAUAGUAACCUAAUUUCUACAUAACAAACUUCUUGAAAUUUGAGGAAAACUAAGUGAGAGUUCUAUUAUUGUGAAUCUGCGGUCAUUAAUUUUUUCAUCAACUAGGGACAAUUUAAUCGUUCACAAUACUUGGUCGCCCACUUCAAUUGUCAUAAUGUACAUUGGUUUGGCCAUUUUUAAACCUAAUGCACCACUGACGCAAUCCACCUUCACUACUUACAUCGUUCUCAUAAAUACAGAGUUGGCGAAAAAUCUCAAUUGGUUUAUUGUGCUCAGUUGGUUGAUCGUUUUACGGACUGCACUUCACAACUCAUACAAUUUUCAAUUGCGUCACUCAUUUAAAAUUGUAAUUGUAAAACAACAAGGAGCGAAAGUAACCUCUCAGUAGCACGGCUAGAUAGCCAUUGAAUGGAUAAAUGCCCUGACAUCAAAAUGGCCACAAUAGUCCCUUCCAUAGCAGUUACAGAGUGAUAUGUAAUCUACUUUCUGCUUAGCCCUUGUAUAAAUUAAAAAUAACAAUCGUGAAAUAGACCAUCUGUUAUAAUUCAGUAUGUCACCACUAGAGACUAGCAAUUAACCAUCUCAAAUUGGUAAAGUAGUUGAUCUGAGUCUUAUGAGCAUGAAAGGGUUGAAGAUAUAAUAACUGUACUGUUAAGGUAGUUUAUCACACUCAUACAUGUAUCAAUCAGUUUGUAAAAUUGUGAAUUUAAAUCAUGAAUAUUUAUUUUUACCCUUAUUUAAUGCUAUGUAGUAGAAUAAAUAAAACUGUUAGGAAUAAAUAAAAAGCGGAGAAAACUCCAGGUUCUCAUAUGAAGUAAUAAAUGUAUAGUAUUGUUUUAAAUUUGUGAUUCUGUAACUUUAUUCACCAUGACAGUGUUACUGUUAUGUAUUUUUUACAUGUUUUUUAUAAUAAUGUAUACUUAUGUAUAGCUUGUUACUUCUUGUAUAGAAGAAUAAUGUUUUGUUUUUCUUGUAAUUUUUACUUUUAUAAUUGAAAUUAAUUUUUGCUUUAAUACAAAACAUCUUGUUCACAA
This is a messenger RNA of Homalodisca vitripennis (glassy-winged sharpshooter), 6251 nucleotides long. Its product is annotated as serine/threonine-protein kinase Chk2-like. Gene Ontology annotation, biological process: protein phosphorylation; mitotic DNA damage checkpoint signaling. The coding region runs from base 226 to 1656 and encodes 476 amino acids. NCBI's taxonomy places the organism in Eukaryota, Metazoa, Arthropoda, Insecta, Hemiptera, Cicadellidae. Gene Ontology annotation, cellular component: cytoplasm; nucleus. The transcript is spliced from 9 exons. The record is from RefSeq and is a predicted model, not a curated record. Gene Ontology annotation, molecular function: ATP binding; protein serine/threonine kinase activity; protein binding.